Neurospora hispaniola is the source of this 879-nucleotide messenger RNA. RefSeq names its product transcriptional regulation of mitochondrial recombination-domain-containing protein. Gene Ontology annotation, molecular function: DNA strand exchange activity; single-stranded DNA binding; structural constituent of ribosome. Gene Ontology annotation, cellular component: mitochondrion. The record is from RefSeq and is a predicted model, not a curated record. Bases 1 to 879 code for a protein of 292 amino acids. Gene Ontology annotation, biological process: DNA recombination. The transcript has 2 exons. Lineage: Eukaryota; Fungi; Ascomycota; Sordariomycetes; Sordariales; Sordariaceae.
AUGAACUCUGUAACAACCUCGACAAUAGGCCGCCUGGCCUUCGGCGUUUCGCGCCUCAGCGCCGUCACCAACGUUGCCGGCGCCGUGCGCCACGCCAGCACACACCCCACCACCGCAAUCCCAAAACCGACCACAGCGGUUCUCAAGACAAGCCCAUUGGCCGAGGAGACGGCUGUCGAGCUCAAGAGCCCAUCCAGGCUGCAGCUCAAGUCAGAGCCAGGAAACAAGGGCAACCCCAAGGGCCAUGGCGAUCGCAUCUGGGCGUUUCACCACAUUGAGCAAGGCCAGGUGAUCUACUCGACCAAGCCUGUUAUCUCUCACCAACACCUCAUCCGCCAACAACCCUUCACCGGCAAGAACCUCGUCCCCCGCAAGAUCCGCAAGGACUACUGGCGCCCACUCGCCAUGAUCGAGCUGGCGGGCAAGGACCAAGGUGCGGUCGGCCGAUCCGUCUACCAGAAGCUGCGAGAGUUCAAGAAGCGGCACGAGCUGGACUGGGCCAACGAGGCCGAGGAAGGCCGCAAGCUGAUGCACAAGUCCAAGCGUGAGCGCGGCCAGGAGCUCAACGACCAGAAACCCAACAGCGUGGCUGAUAUGGCGGCCGUGCUGGCGGGAGCCGGCAAGGGUAACCUCAUGUGGCAGGUGUCUCGCGUUGGGUCUUCGUCAGAAUUGGUGGGCGAGAUCAAGAAGGCGAGCGGGGCGGUGGAAAAGGGAGCUGUUGUCGACGUCAAGAGGCAGCUGAGAAGGGCAACGGUGUACUGGACCAACGAGCAGGAUAAGUUCCACGCGAGGGAGUGGAGCGAUAACGUCAGCCAUGAGGUUGGUAUCCCUGGCGAGGCCGAGAAGAAGAGGAUGCCUAUUAGGAUGAGCAGCGAGUAA